AUGUCGGACGGCGGCGAGGGGGUGAAGAAGCGCGGCUCGCCGGGGCCGGAGGAGGAGAAGAUGCUGGCGGCGGCUUUGGCGGCGGGGGGCGCGCAGGAGAACGGCUUGGCGGCGGGGGCGCCUGGGGAGGGGUCUGCCGCGGGCGGGGUGGCGCUGAAGCGCACCAUCACGCUGAGCAACGGCGUGGCCAUCAUCGUGGGCACCAUCAUCGGCUCGGGCAUCUUCGUGACGCCCACGGGGGUGCUGCGCGAGGCGGGCUCGCCGGGGCUGGCGCUGGUGGUGUGGGCGGCGUGCGGCGCCUUCUCCAUCGCGGGCGCGCUCUGCUACGCCGAGCUGGGCACCACGCUGGCCAAGUCCGGCGGCGACUACGCCUACAUGCUGGAGGUCUACGGGCCGCUGCCCGCCUUCCUCAAGCUCUGGGUCGAGCUGCUCAUCAUCCGGCCCUCCUCGCAGUACAUCGUCGCCUACGUCUUCGCCACCUACCUGCUCAAGCCCCUCUUCCCCGCCUGCCCCGUGCCCGAGGACGCCGCCAAGCUCAUCGCCUGCCUCUGCGUCCUGUUGCUCACGGCGGUGAACUGCUACAGCGUGAAGGCCGCCACCCGCGUGCAGGAUGGCUUUGCAGCCGCCAAGGUCCUGGCGCUCCUGUUGAUCAUCACCCUUGGGUUUUUCCAGCUUGGAAUGGGUAAUGUGGAGAACCUGAGCACUGAACACUCCUUCGAAGGCACAAACCUUGAAGUCGGAAAAAUUGUCUUGGCUCUGUAUAGUGGCCUUUUUGCUUAUGGAGGCUGGAAUUACUUGAAUUUGGUUACCGAAGAGAUGAUCAACCCCUACAGAAACCUGCCCCUGGCCAUCAUAAUCUCUAUGCCGAUCGUUACCUUGGUUUACGUCCUGACCAACCUGGCUUAUUUCACCACCCUGUCAGUAGACAACAUGCUGGCGUCAGAAGCGGUAGCCGUGGAUUUUGGGAACUAUCACCUGGGGGUGAUGGCUUGGAUCAUCCCGGUCUUUGUCGGUUUGUCAUGCUUUGGCUCCGUCAAUGGGUCCCUCUUCACUUCGUCUAGGCUUUUCUUCGUCGGGGCUCGUGAGGGCCACCUGCCCAAUCUCCUCUCCAUGAUCCAUCCUCAGCUCUACACUCCACUCCCCUCGCUUAUCUUCACGUGCAUCAUGACCCUGAUGUACGCCUUCUCCAAUGACAUCUUCUCCGUCAUCAACUUCUUCAGCUUCUUCAACUGGCUGUGCGUGGGGCUGGCGAUCGUGGGCAUGCUGUGGCUGCGAUACAAGAAGCCGGAGCUAGAGAGGCCCAUAAAGCUCAACCUCUCCUUGCCUAUCUUCUUCAUCCUGGCCUGCAUCUUCCUCAUCGUGGUCUCCUUCUGGAUGACCCCCAAGGAGUGUGCCAUCGGCUUCACCAUCAUCCUCAGCGGGAUCCCGGUUUACUUCAUUGGCGUCCGCUGGCAAAAUAAACCAAAGUGGCUGCUGCAGCUGAUAUACUCCACGACAGUCCUCUGUCAGAAGCUGAUGGAAGUCGUCCCCCAAGAGUCUUAA
Molecule: messenger RNA, 1542 nt
Organism: Euleptes europaea (tarantolino)
Lineage: Eukaryota; Metazoa; Chordata; Lepidosauria; Squamata; Sphaerodactylidae
Gene: SLC7A5
Product: solute carrier family 7 member 5
Exons: 10
Coding region: 1-1542 (513 amino acids)
Biological process (GO): neutral amino acid transport; amino acid transmembrane transport
Cellular component (GO): membrane
Molecular function (GO): L-amino acid transmembrane transporter activity; neutral L-amino acid transmembrane transporter activity
Source: RefSeq, a predicted model, not a curated record